GACAUUGAUCUGAGAGAUUACGACGGCGACAACGUCCUGCACUUGGCUAUAACGGGCGGACAUGAAGGGAUAGCCCGAGAUCUCUUGGACGCGGGAGUGAUCGAUUGGAAGGCCAGAAAUGACAACGGGAGCGAUGCCUUAAGCUUGGCGUGCAACAAAGGCAUGAUGGCGAUUGUUAAAAUUCUCCUAGAGAAAGGAGCUGAUGUCAACACCAGAGACGUGCGCCAGUGGACGCCUCUGAUGGCUGCCGCCGUGGAGAAUCAUUUCGAAGUGGCCGAGCUGCUCAUCAAGGCAGGGGCGGAUGUGAACGCCGAGCAGAUAUCCGGAGGGACCGCCCUGGAGAUCUGUGCCGACCACGGUCACGCUGACACGCUGAGCGUCCUGCUGAAACAUGAUCCGAAGAUAAAUCACAGAAAUAAGUUGGGGUACACUGCACUACUGACGGCGGCACUCAAAGGUCAAACAACCGUGGUGAAGAAAUUACUCAAGCCCAAGUACGAGGCCCAUGUGAACAAAACCGGGAAAGACGGAAGGUCUCCACUGUUUGUCAGCGCACUGGAUGGUAACAGCAUUAUUGUAACGCAUCUGCUCAAAGCAGGUGCCGACCCUAACAUCGCCGACAAUGGCGGGGAUACGCCUCUGAUGUGUGCGUGUCAAAACGAUCAACUUGAGAUUGUUCAAACGUUGCUGGAGGCCGGGGCUGAUGACCUACAUUUCAACUUGGAAUAUCAAAACGCCCUGGCGUCGGCUGUACAAAAUAACCGGAAACGGAUCGUGAAAGUGCUGCUGUCCAGACAGCCCAAACCUUACCCUGGGAUCAACUUUAGGGCUAAAAAAGGCAUCGGCCUGCUACAUAAAGCCUGUUUUACGGGCAGCGCGGAAAUUGUCAAAUCGCUCAUAGAACAUAGGGCUGACGUGAAUCUCCCUGGACCCAAUGGACAAACCGCCCUCUGCAACAGUGCGUACAAUGGACAGACCGAAGUAGUGCAGGUACUUCUCAGUGCCGGGGCACUGGUAGACUUGUGUGACGCUGAUGGGGAUGGUCCACUGCUCAAUGCUGCAGGAAAAGGUCACCUCAGCAUUGUUAAAGAGCUACUGAAUAAAACGGCAGAUGUAAACAUUUCAAACUUAAAAGGUCAGACGCCACUAAUGCAAGCUGCGUAUGGUGGCCAUUUGGACAUCGUUGAACUGCUCGUGCAGAACAAAGCAGACGUGAACGCCAUUGAAAGAAAAGGAUGGACCGCUCUGAUGUUAGCUGCUCAGUUUGGAUACACGCCGACUGCCAUUUACCUCAUACAACAUGGGGCAGACGUCGACAACAAAUCUAAAGCUGGAGUUACCGCCCUAGAUAUCAGCGCUGGACAUGGUCACGCUGACAUUGUCCGAGCCCUUAUUGAGAAGAAGGUGCUUGUCGAUGUCAUUGAUGAGGACGGCUCGACGCCCCUGCUAAAAGCUGCCAUGAAAGGACACGCCACGACGGUGGCCCUUUUAAAAGACAGCGGAGCAGACAUCGAUUGCGCCAACUCGAAGGGCCACACGCCGUUGUUGCUGAGCACGCACGAAGGCCACGCUGAAGUGGUGGAGGUGCUCCUAAACGCCGGAGCUGAUGUGAACAAAGCGGACAAAGAUGGUGUGCCACCGUUACACGUGGCGGCACUGAAAGGCCACAGGGUUAUCGUGGAGGACCUGAUCAGCAAAGGUGCUCAGAUCGGUGUGACUAGUAACAACAAGAGGACGGUGUUGAUGAACGCCGCCAACAACGGGGACCCCGAAAUCGUGAGGAUUUUGAUCAACGCAGGAGCUAGUGUGAACCAGUGCGGGGACAACGGCUGGACACCAAUCAUGCAAUGUGGGCAGUUUGGGAAAACCGAGUGUAUGAGGGUUCUUUUGGAGAAUGGAGCACAUCCCGAACCUACGGACAAUAAAGGUAACACGGUAUUUCACAUUUGCUCCGCCAAUGGUCACAAAGACGCCGUUCGAUUACUGUUGGAGUCUAAAGGAAAGGCGGCAUCAGCCAACAACAGCGGCUUCACGCCUCUGAUGCUGGCGUGCCACAAUGGGCACGUGGAGAUCGUUCAUUAUCUGCUGGAGGCCCAAGACGUCUUAAACAAUUUGGACUCUAAAGAGUUUGACGGAGGCGACACGGCUUUGAUCAUCGCUGCCAAGAGAGGAAAGGCGGGCAUCGCCAGGGCACUGAUCAAAGCUGGAGCUGACGUCAACGCCACCAACAGACAUGGCAGUACGCCGCUGAACAUCAGCGCACAGUUUGGACACAGCGCUGUUGUGGAUGAUCUUCUAGAGAAGGGGGCUGAAGUCGAUUUGGCCGAAUCCGAUGGAGACACGCCUCUGUUGUCGUGUGCCACGAACGGACACCAUCUGGUGAUGCAGAGACUUCUGGGAAAAAAGGCGGAUGUCAACAGAAGGAACACGAACGGAAAGACUGCCCUGGUGCUGUCGGCAGAAAAUGGUCACCGCCAGGCCGUGAAGGUGCUC
Messenger RNA from Lymnaea stagnalis (great pond snail), 2493 nucleotides. NCBI's taxonomy places the organism in Eukaryota, Metazoa, Mollusca, Gastropoda, Lymnaeidae. The record is from the annotation of a GenBank genome assembly.